Messenger RNA from Sardina pilchardus (European sardine), 1377 nucleotides. Its product is annotated as acidic mammalian chitinase-like. Gene Ontology annotation, biological process: chitin catabolic process; carbohydrate metabolic process. Bases 16 to 1377 code for a protein of 453 amino acids. The transcript has 10 exons. Gene Ontology annotation, cellular component: extracellular region. NCBI's taxonomy places the organism in Eukaryota, Metazoa, Chordata, Actinopteri, Clupeiformes, Clupeidae. Gene Ontology annotation, molecular function: chitinase activity; chitin binding. The record is from RefSeq and is a predicted model, not a curated record.
UAUGCCUUCGCCACCAUGGACAACAACCAGAUCACAACCACGGCGUGGGAUGAUGAGAAAUUCUUUCACGAGUUCCAGGCUCUCAAGAACCAGAACAUCUACCUGAAGACCCUCCUGGCCAUUGGUGGAGCCAACAAAGAGAAUAUUCCAAAGUUCUCUAACAUGGUGGCGACUUCUGCUAACCGUCAGACCUUCAUCACCUCCGUGAUCAAGUUCCUGAGGCUGUACGGGUUUGACGGUCUGGACAUCGACUGGGAGUUCCCUGGCUCCAAGGGCAGCCCUGCCAUCGACAAGGAACUGUUCACCAUUCUCACUAAGGAGAUGCUGUACGCCUUCAAGGAAGAGAGUGUCAGGACUAACCGCCCUCGCCUGAUGCUGACCGCUGCCGUGUCUGCUAGCAAGAACACCAUCGAUGCUGCGUACCAGGUCCCUCAGCUCGGCGUGAUCCUGGACUACUUCCACGUCAUGACCUAUGCGUUCCAUGGCUACUGGCAGCACGUCACCGGGGAGAACAGCCCCUUAUACAAGGGACCUGCCGACAGGGGCUCACACAUCUACUACAGCAUAGACUAUGCCAUGAACUACUGGAGGAGCCAGGGUGCUCCUGCUGAGAAGCUGUUGGUUGGUUUCCCCACCUAUGGACGCACCUUCACCCUGGCCAGUGCCUCCAACACCGGCGUUGGUGCCCCCACCAUUGGACCCGGGCCCGCUGGAACCUACACCAGGGAAGCUGGAUUCUGGUCCUAUUAUGAGAUCUGCAAUUUCCUGAUGGAAGGAGCCACAGAGGCCUGGGACACGAUCCAGAUGGUCCCCUUCGCCUACAACAGCCAGCUCACUUGGGUCGGCUACGACAACAUCAAGAGCUACCAGGCUAAGAUUGACUGGCUGAAGAACAACCAGUUUGGAGGAGCCUUGGUGUGGACCCUGGACCUGGACGACUUCAGCGGCACCUUCUGCAGUCAGGGCAAAUUCCCCCUGAUCAACACCCUCAAGAACGGCCUGGGCACCGGACAGGGCUGCAUCAGCAGAAGCAGCAGCUUCAUCGCCACCAGUGGAGAUGGCUGUAACGGCAAAGGUGGUGGCGGCAGCGGAGGUGGUAGCAGCAGUGGAGGAGGAAGUAGCGGAGGAAGUAGCGGUGGAGGAGGAAGCAGUGGCGGAGGAGGAAGUAGCAGCGGAGGAGGAAGUAGCAGCGGCGGUGGUGGCAGCAGCAGUGGCGGCGAUAACAGUGUGUUCUGUAAGGGCAAGGCUAGCGGGAUGUACCCUGACCCCACCAACAAGAACACCUUCUACCAGUGUGCCAGCGGCGUCACCUACGUCCAGCACUGUGCCACCGGCCUGGUGUUCGACACCUCCUGCUCCUGCUGCAACUGGCCAUAG